Carya illinoinensis is the source of this 567-nucleotide messenger RNA. RefSeq lists its product as uncharacterized. The record is from RefSeq and is a predicted model, not a curated record. The transcript has a single exon. NCBI's taxonomy places the organism in Eukaryota, Viridiplantae, Streptophyta, Magnoliopsida, Fagales, Juglandaceae. The coding region runs from base 1 to 567 and encodes 188 amino acids.
AUGUGCGGUCCAGAAGGAGGCCCCUCUCGCCCCAUACGCGCUCGUCUUUACCAGUCACGGGUGCUGCGCGAGGGAAAGUCCGACACCGUCAACGCUCCGCUCCCGUGGGCCACGACGCGUCGAGCCACGGUCUACAGUCUCGAAUGCCUGCUGUCCAAGCAAAUCGAUACCAUUACUGGCUCUGUCCAAUGCAAGCGGUGCGAGCGUCAGUGCGAGAUUGGGUAUAAUCUGGAGAAAAAGUUUGACGAAGUUGAGCAUUAUAUCGCGGAGAACAAGAGCAGCAUGCAUGACAGUGCGCCGAGCAAUUGGAUGAAUCCGGUUCUUCCAAAGUGCAAAUUCUGUGGUCAAGAAAACAGUGCGAAGCCGAUUAUCUCGCAGAAGAAUAAGGCAAUAAACUGGCUGUUUUUGCUUCUGGGACAAAUGCUUGGUUGCUGCACGCUUGCUCAGUUGAAGUAUUUCUGCAAGCACACCAAGAAUCACAGGACGGGUGCUAAAGAUCAACUUCUUUAUCUCACUUAUCUUGGACGAUGUAAACAACUCGAUCCUAGUGGACCUUUUGAUCGAUAA